AUGUGAUGAGGACAUUAUUUAAGGCGGCUGCGAGGCCGGCAGGCAGCUGCGAGCUGGGCGGUGCAGUGCCACGCUCACAGCCAGCCGGACCCCCGGGACCCCCAUACACGCGUGUGGCUCUGUGUGUGUGUCCCCCCCCCGCACCCCCUCGCCAUGGUUGACGCCUUCCUGGGCACCUGGAAGCUGGUGGAUACGGCCAAUUUCGAUGAAUACAUGAAGGCAUUGGGGGUGGGCUUUGCCACUCGGCAGGUGGCCAGCCUCACCAAACCCACCACCAUCAUCGAGGUGGCAGGCGACAAGAUCACCGUGAAGACCCAAAGCACCUUCAAGAACACAGAGAUCAGCUUCAAGCUGGGUGAGGAGUUUGACGAGACCACGGCGGACGACAGGCAUGUCAAGUCCAAGGUCACGCUGGAUGGAGGCAAACUCGUCCACGUGCAGAAGUGGGAUGGGAAGGAGACAUCGCUGGUCCGGGAGCUGAAGGAUGGGAAAUUAAUUCUGACUCUCACCAUGGGCAACGUCAUCUCCACCCGCACCUACGAGAGGGCGACAUAGACACCGUCCCCAUCUCCCUCACCCGUCACCCGGUCCUGCGUUCGCCCCCGUCCUUGCCCCGCGCCGGGCACGGUUUGCCGUGGUCUUGGAGCCCACUGCACCCGCCGGGGCCGCCAGCUGCCCCGUCCCCAUCGCCUCGUGGGGCUGCUUGGGGCUUGGGUGGUGGUUUCAUGGUUUGGGUUUGUUUUUUUUUUUAAUAAUGGGAAAAUCCACAUGGAAAAAUAAUAAAGGCCAUCUUGUUACA
Molecule: messenger RNA, 799 nt
Organism: Harpia harpyja (harpy eagle)
Lineage: Eukaryota; Metazoa; Chordata; Aves; Accipitriformes; Accipitridae
Gene: FABP3
Product: fatty acid binding protein 3
Exons: 4
Coding region: 154-555 (133 amino acids)
Biological process (GO): fatty acid transport
Cellular component (GO): cytosol; nucleus
Molecular function (GO): fatty acid binding
Source: RefSeq, a predicted model, not a curated record